Lathyrus sativus (Indian pea) is the source of this 1230-nucleotide messenger RNA. The record is from the annotation of a GenBank genome assembly. Lineage: Eukaryota; Viridiplantae; Streptophyta; Magnoliopsida; Fabales; Fabaceae.
AUGGAGACAGAAAGCCAGCUCCAUGUUUCAUCAACUUCAAGUCAACACAAAGAAGGAACAUCUUUUUUCAAAACAUGUUUCAAUGGACUCAACGCGUUAGCAGGUAUUGGAAUGCUCUCAAUGCCAUACGCAAUUUCUCAAGGAGGUUGGAUAAGUUUCAUGCUUCUGAUUAUUUUCGCCAUUAUAUGUUGGUACACAGCUUUACUUCUAGGAAGAUGCAUGAACCAACAGCCACUAAUCAAAUCCUAUGCUGAUAUAGCUCAUGUUGCUUUUGGUUACAAAGGAAGAGCUUUCAUUGCAACUUUCUUAUAUCUAGAGCUUUUUUUAAUUCUUGUGGAACUUCUUAUACUAGAAGGAGACAACUUGGCCAAGUUGUUUCCAAAUAUGAGUUUCACAAUGAUAGGGUUCAAGAUUGGAAGUAAAAGUGCUUUCGUGUUAAUAACUGCUUUGAUAGUAUUGCCAACAACUUGGUUGAGAAGUUUAGGAGCUUUGGCUUAUAUAUCUUUUGGAGGGAUAGUGACUUCUUUGAUUUUGAUUGGUUGUAUUGUGUGGGUGGGUGAAGUGGAUGGUGUUGGGUUUCAUGAAAGAGGAAAGUUAGUGAAUUUGGGAGGUUUGUCUACUUCUAUGAGCCUUUUUGCUUUCUGUUAUUGUGCUCAUGCAUUGAUGCCAACAAUAUGCAAUUCUAUGAGUGAUAGAAACCAGUAUUCUAAGGUUAUGCUGGUUUGCUUUGCUGCAAGCACUGUUAUUUAUGGAACCAUAGGAGUAUUAGGUUACAUAAUGUUUGGAGAUAAUUUGAAAUCUCAAAUCACAUUAAAUCUACCAACAAAUACAAUAAGUACAAAAAUAGCAAUAUAUACCAAUGUAAUUAACCCUUUCACUAAGUGUGCUAUUGUAAUCACUCCAAUUAUCAAUGCCAUUGAGGGAAAAUGGCAUCUAUGCAAGAGAAGACCUAUCAGCAUUCUCAUUAGAACCACCAUUGUGGUCAGCAGUGUGAUUGUGGCUCUUUUUGUUCCUUUUUUUGGAUACAUUAUGGCAUUUAUUGGUGCUUUCUUGAGUGUGGCCAUCUCAUUAUUGUUUCCUUGUCUAUGCUACUUGAAGAUGCACAAAGCUGCAAGGAGAUUUGGGUUAGAAUUGAUCAUAAUUGUAGCAAUUCUGGUUAUUGGUACAUUUAUUGGAAUACAGGGUACCUACACUUCACUUGUGCAAAUAGUAAAUAAUGUAAAGUUGUGA